UUGGACCAGUUCAACUUAUACUAACAAACAUCAAACAUCAACUCCCACAACAUUCUUUCUCGUCUUCCACUUUUACCCCUCACUCUCCCGGUGAGCUCAAAAAUCUCACCAUUUCUUUGGAAAUCCAACACAACCCCACCAAUAAAGUUUCAAUCUUUAUCUAAAUUAUCAACUCAAAUCUUCUUUUUUUUUUUUUGCUAAAUUUAUCAACUCAAAUCUUCAUAAACACACAUGGGCUGUGUUCUUACCAAGAAUUCUGCCGUCAACUCACCUGAGUCAACCUCCACUAUUCUUCCUGAUCCAGCUUCCUAUGAGGCUGCUUGUAGACUUGAUCCUGAGCUCCGAUCAUUUGACUCCUCCGUGCACCACCGCACCACCACCCUUCUCAACAGCCUCUCCGGCAGCGGCAGCUUUGAUGUCCAAUCAGUUUCCCUGGAUUCUCUACUUGAAGUUACCAAGAGUUUACUUGAAAUGGACCAAGAUGUAGUAAGCGUUAUCUUGGAAUGCAAAAAAGAUAUUUGGAAAAAUCAAGAAUUGUUUAAUUUAGUUGAUGAUUAUUUCAAGAAUAGUAUUGAGACAUUGAAUUUCUGUAAUGCACUUAAUAGUUGCUUAAAGCGUGCCCGUGAGAGUCAAUUUAAUCUCAAUGUUGCUAUUCGACAAUUUGAUGAGGAAAAGAGAGAAGGUUCUAAGGAAUUUCCACUCACUUUGCAAGAAUUUGAGAAGUUGAAGUUGGGUGGGGAUCCUUUUGGGGAUGAAUUCUUUGUGUUGUUUGAGUCUAUUUAUACGAAACAGAUUGCGAUGUUGAGGAGAUUGCAAGUUGAGAAGGGUAAACUUGAUAAGAAGUUGAAGUCGAUGAAGAAAUGGAGGAAGUUGUCGAAUGUGCUGUUUGUGGCUACUUUUACUACUGUUUUGAUAUGUUCUGUGGUGGCGGUUGCAAUUGCUGCUCCACCGGUGUUGGCAGCAUUGGCGGCUGCAGCUGCAUUGCCAUUGGGGUCAAUGGGGAAGUGGGUGAAUUCGAUUUGGAAGAAGUAUGAAAAUGAAGUGCAAGAAAAGAAGGGGCUUGUUGGUUCAAUGGAGUUUGGGAGUUUUAUAGUUAUUAAGGAUUUAGACAACAUUCGGGUGCUUGUUGAGAAAUUGGAGAUUAAAAUGGAGUCAUUGUUGCAUAAUGCUGAUUUUGCACUUGGAGAAGGAGAGGCUGUGGAAUUGGCGAUCGAUGAGAUCAAGACAGAGUUGGGCGCAUUUAUGCAAACGAUUGAGGAUUUGAGCCAUUAUGCUGAUAAGUGUAGCCGGGAUGUUGGAAUGGCAAGGACCUUGAUUUUGCACAAGAUGAUCAAAUACCCUAGUGCCUGACAUUAUCAUUUUUGUAAUGUUCUUUAAUUACUUUCUUUCAGUUGCUUUGAUCAUGUUGAUAAUCUUAGAUUAUAGAAUAAAGGGUGCACAAGGUUCCUACAUCAGGAAAAGUGCCGAAGUCCUUUUAGCCAGGCUUACCCUUUCUUUUGAUUAAGCUGUUUUUACAUUGUUAUGAUGUAAAUGAGAAGAUAUCUUGACACUUUGAUUGUAUGUUUUAAUGAAAAUGAUUAUAGAAAAUGUCCAUUACUGUUAA
Molecule: messenger RNA, 1603 nt
Organism: Daucus carota subsp. sativus
Lineage: Eukaryota; Viridiplantae; Streptophyta; Magnoliopsida; Apiales; Apiaceae
Product: UPF0496 protein At4g34320
Exons: 1
Coding region: 232-1350 (372 amino acids)
Source: RefSeq, a predicted model, not a curated record